AUGGCGACACCAGAAACUCAUCCCAUCCUACGGUUUAAUCCCGAGUCGAUGCAGUGGGAUAUGUGGAAAGAAAACCUCCACAGCUAUAUCGAAUUCGCCGACAUCCCCGUGGAGAAGCAGAAAGGGCUGCUUCUGAACUCGCUGGAGGUCAAGCCAUUCGAGAUGCUUGUCUCGAUGUGCAGGCCGACUGCCAUCACGGACAAGAAACUCACCAUAGAAAUGCUGCUGGCCAAAUUGGAUACAGUGUACAACAAGUACACAUUCAAGGUCGCGGAGUGGGCACACCUGUUCCGAACUGUCCAAGGGAAGGACGAAUCGCUGGCGGCAUACUCCAGCAGGUUACGGUACAGGAGUACCGUAUGCAAGUUUCCCGCUGACAUCAUCGACCCGAUGCUCAGCGCCGUCUUCAUAAACGGCAUCCAGUCGGAUUCCGUCCGCCGUCACCUACUGAUAAACGAAUACCAGACCCACGAAGAGACCCUGAACGCCGCCAGGAAGAUGGAAACCGGCAUUGAAGAAGCUACGGCCAGUACGUCCAGCCAAGACCGUGAAACUGUGAUGAAAGUCACAGCUAGCAGAAGGUCAACGGUUGUCAAGCAAAAGACAUCCAAUUCCAGUGGUCAAUCCAGUGCAAAUGGAAGCCACAAGCCACCCACCAGCAAUCAAAACGAGUCCGAUUCCGAUUCCAGUUCCCCUAAGCGAAGAUGCGAUUCCUGUGGAUCAACCGAUCACAUGCGCGAGCGCUGUUUCUACAGGAAACACGUAUGCCAUAACUGUGGGAAGAAAGGUCAUAUAGCAAAGGCAUGCCGCUCACAGAAGAAAUCCGACGUCGCUACGAAUAACUACAUUACGGAUUACGCACCGCGUCCUCCAUACGACAUACUGUGA
Paramacrobiotus metropolitanus is the source of this 888-nucleotide messenger RNA. RefSeq lists its product as uncharacterized. The coding region runs from base 1 to 888 and encodes 295 amino acids. NCBI's taxonomy places the organism in Eukaryota, Metazoa, Tardigrada, Eutardigrada, Parachela, Macrobiotidae. Gene Ontology annotation, molecular function: zinc ion binding; nucleic acid binding. The transcript has a single exon. The record is from RefSeq and is a predicted model, not a curated record.